CAACAGUCACCUGCGGCCCUUUUCCCUCGUUCUUUCACCUCUCUCUUUUCACUCCUUUCUUUAUCCCAUAUGGCUGCAUCUCUAACAGACACCGCAUUAUUCGCCGGCAUAAUAGUACUGGCCAUCGCCCUUUUGAUGAUCUUAUUUGUCUAUGCAUUCAACAACUCACGGCCUGGUAUCUAUCUGGAUGAUGAAAACUCUUCACAGGCUGGUCCACCGUCGUCAUUUUCAAGUCCUGCAGCCGAAUUCCCUGUAUCUAUGCAUCAAGUCGACCACCCUGUACCAACAAAGCACGCACAAUCCAUCCUUCCCUUAUAAGCUGAACUUUUGUUAAAAAUACGAUACCUCACCCUUUCUUCCUGUAAAGCUGUACGAUAAUAAAUUAACUCAAGUCCCCCAUUCAUGCGUGACUUGAUUUCCCCCGUUUAACCAAUUUUUUUAAAUUAUUCAUUUUUUUCAAGAACUCCAUUCACCCACUAUGCCAGCUGCUGUCAUUGACGGAAAGGCUAUUUCACAAUCGCUGCGCGAUCAACUUAAGGCCGACAUUGCCAAGCUGAAGGAGGCUCAGCCAGCAGUCAAUCCUAAAUUAGCACUUAUACAAGUAGGCACUCGAUCUGAUUCCUCGAGCUACAUUCGACUAAAGCAGAAAGCUGCUGCAGAGGCUGGUAUCGAGUUUGCACUUCAUCAAUUUCCUGAAACAGCUACUCUCAAUGAUAUCUUGAGCCAAAUUCAAAUAUUGAAUGAGGACAAUUCAGUCCAUGGCCUGUUGGUACAAUUGCCUUUACCCGAGCAUAUUGACGAAGCCCUUGUCAUUGAUGCUAUUAGCCCUAAAAAGGAUGUCGACGGCCUCCAUCCUGUCAAUGUUGGAAAGUUGGUGGUCAGAGGAAGUGCGCCGUUGAUUCAACCCUGCACACCAAAGGGCAUUAUGGAAUUGAUUCGGUCAACUGGUAUCACUAUUGAAGGAAAGAAUGCCACGGUAGUUGGCCGGGGUGACUUGGUGGGCGCUCCCAUGUCGUUGUUGUUAACUUCAGCUAAUGCAACUGUGACGCUUUGUCACACCAAGACAAGCGACAUUGUUGAUCAUAUUAAGAGAGCCGAUAUCUUGGUCGUGGCUAUAGGACAAGCCAAUUAUGUACAAGGUGACUGGAUUAAACCGGGAGCUGUCGUCAUUGAUGUGGGCAUGAAUUAUGUUCCAGACUCGAGCAAGAAGUCAGGUUAUCGAACUGUCGGCGAUGUGGAUUAUGCGGCUGCGAGCAAAGUAGCUGGCCACAUUACCCCCGUACCUGGCGGUGUAGGCCCUAUGACGGUUGCAAUGUUAAUGGACAACGUAUAUUUGGUCGCAAAAAGUAGCAGUCAAUAAUGAAGCACUUUGAGCGAUGUCAAUCUCAUGUUGACAUCGUGUUAUAGAAGCCUCCACGCAUAAGGCAGUGUCUUUAUUGCCUGCACUUUAAAAAAUAAAUAAAAUAUUUCAGACCUUUAGACAUACGG
Molecule: messenger RNA, 1488 nt
Organism: Umbelopsis ramanniana AG
Lineage: Eukaryota; Fungi; Mucoromycota; Umbelopsidomycetes; Umbelopsidales; Umbelopsidaceae
Exons: 8
Coding region: 479-1360 (293 amino acids)
Biological process (GO): tetrahydrofolate interconversion
Cellular component (GO): cytosol
Molecular function (GO): methenyltetrahydrofolate cyclohydrolase activity; methylenetetrahydrofolate dehydrogenase (NADP+) activity
Source: RefSeq, a predicted model, not a curated record